AUGUCCGUCCUUCGCUCUGUCUCGCGCCGGCUUGUUCUGCACCAAGGCGACGACGACGUGCCCCCAGACCGCUGGCAGAACCGCGACCUUGUGCCGCUUCCGCCCAGCCGGCGACUCUGGCAGGACGUGGAUUUUGUCAGCCUCUGGAGCACCGUCUUCCUGACUAUCUAUGCAUGGCAAGCGUCCUCGGCGCUCAUGUCGUACGGCCUCAAUGUCUGGCAGUCUGUCAUCUGCACUGUCAUUGCCCGCGUUCUGAUCUACGCCGUGAUUUUGAGUCUGGGCUGGAUCGGCGGCGUCUGGCACAUCUCGUACACAGUGCAGUCGCGCUACACAUUUGGCAUCUGGGGCUCGCUGCUGCCCAUUUUCCUGCGCGUUGGCGUUACAUGUGUAUGGUAUGGCGUACAGGGCAUCACAGGCGGGCUCUUGGUUAGCUGCAUCCUGUCGUGCAUCUUCCCGUCCUACCAGAACAUGCGCAACACGCUGCCAGAAUCAACGGAGAUGACCACCAAGGAGUUUGUGGGCUUUGUCGUGUACAACAUCAUCGCCCUGCCCAUCUUGUACCUGCCACCCGACAAGAUGCGCAAGCCGCUGCGCGUCGCCCUCGUUGUCAGCACUAUUACCAUCUUCGGCCUGUCCAUUGGCCUGAUGGCAGCCGCACACGGUGCAGGCAGCUACGUGCGCAGCCCGGCCAGUGCAGCCUCGGGCGGCCCGCUUGGCUGGGCCUUUGUGCAUGGCAUCACCACCUUGCUUGGUGGCAAUGCCGUCGGCAUGACGAGCCAGACAGACUUCUCGCGCUUUGCACGGCGGCCGCGCAACAUGAUCUGGGGCCAGGCCAUUGGCGUGCUCUUCUUUGGCCUUGUGGUGCCCGUCUUUGGCGUCCUCGGCACGUCUGCGGCCGGCCAGCUGUACGGCGAUGUCACGGAAUUGGGGCUCUGGAACCCGCCCACCAUUCCGCAGAUCUGGCUCAACGAGCACUACCACGAGCCCAAGAUGCGUGCCGCCGCCUUUUUCGUGUCGCUGGGCCUGCUGCUCAACAUCUUGGCACUCAACUCCGUCGAGAAUGGCGUGUCUGGCGGCAUGGACUUUGCCGGUCUAUGGCCCAAGUACAUCAACAUUCGGCGCGGCUCCUACCUCAUUGCUGCCGUCGCCGUGGCCAUGAACCCGUGGUACAUUCUCGCCGACGCCGCCAACUUCACGUCGGCGCUGAACAGCUUUGGCAUCGUGCUCGGCCCCAUCAUGGGCGUCUACACUGCCGACUACUACGCCGUGCGCAAACGGUUGGUAAAACUCGGCGACCUCUACCACGACAACCCGUCGGGCAUCUACUACUUUUUCCACGGCAUCAACCUGCGCGCGUUUGUCGCUUGGAUUGUUGGCUUUGCACCCGCCAUCGGAGGCAUGGCAUCGGUCAACCCCCAAAACAAUGUGCCCGACGGCCUCGUCAAAGUUUUCUACCUGGGCUUCCCUCUGGGCUAUGCGUUGUCGUUUAUUGUACACUGGGGCCUGAACGUUGUGUUCCCACCGCCCGGCUUGGGCCAGGUUGAUUCGUACGACUCGUACGGCACGUUUUCGACCGAAGAAGCACUUGCUCUGGGUAUUGAACCUAACGACGGCAACCGGGACGAAGGGGAUCCAGAGUGGACCUCCAAAGAAGCCAAUGUCGCGGAGGCUGCACUUUGA
Messenger RNA from Sporothrix brasiliensis 5110, 1680 nucleotides. Its product is annotated as nucleobase:cation symporter-1, NCS1 family. Gene Ontology annotation, cellular component: plasma membrane. The record is from RefSeq and is a predicted model, not a curated record. Lineage: Eukaryota; Fungi; Ascomycota; Sordariomycetes; Ophiostomatales; Ophiostomataceae. Bases 1 to 1680 code for a protein of 559 amino acids. The transcript has 3 exons. Gene Ontology annotation, molecular function: nucleobase transmembrane transporter activity. Gene Ontology annotation, biological process: nucleobase transport; transmembrane transport.